AUGCAGACGAUAAUAUUCUUUACAAUUUCGAUGGUAAUAGUUUCAUCAGACUUUAAUUCAAGUAGUGACAAUUCCACGGAUUUCAGUAACUUUUCAGAUUUUUCGGACAUGGAAAAUAAAAGUGAGGAAAUCUAUUUUGAAGAAAAUGAUGGAAAAUUUCCCAUAGCAGACCAAAUAAAUGAUAAAACUGGAAUAAUAAAGAAUACAUCCACUGAGUCUACACCGGAAAGUACGACAUCCAGUCAUGGAUGGACUGGUCUACGAACCCCAAGACCGGAUAAGAAAUUAAGAGAACUUCAAAAGGAACUGGCUAAGCAGCGUUUGAAACAAAAGGAGAUUGAGUUGAGGAAGGUAAAGGCAAAAGAAAAAGAAGCGAAAAGAAGGCAUCGCCACGAAAAGAAAGGAAACAAAUUAGCAGAUAAGAAAGCAAGACAAGAGUUAGAAGAUGAAACCUUUUCAGCCAAAUUUGGAAGCCUUAAAAACCGAACUAUCGCCAAGGAGCACAGGUCAAAGCGAAAACAUAUCAGUAGAAAAUCACAACAUGAACGUCCGGAAAAGAUAAUCCAACAUUCUAAAGAGUGUAUAGAUUGUGACCCCAAAGAAAAAGCUAAACGCAUUGAAACAUUCCGAAGACAAGUUCUGGAGAAAUUAAGAGUAGAGAAAGUUCCAUCAAAUUACGUUUCCCCACCUCGUUUGCCACCCCAGUAUGAUCCUGAAUAUAUGCAAGAUGAAUGGUUAGACGACGGUGAUGACAGUUUUUAUGCAAAAACCAAACAACUUAUAAUUCCAGCAUCUGACGUUUCUCACCAUUGUGCACCAAGGCAUGCAACUGGCUGCUAUCAUUUCGUUUUGAAAAGAAAAAUCACUGGUUAUAUUACAUCAGCAAAACUCUGGAUUUUUAAAAACAGAGACCAAAACGAUAAACAGCAGUCUUUUACCAUAUCAGAAUUAGAGCCAGAUACAAGAUACGAUCACACCAAACUAAGACCAAAGAACAUUGUAGAUAGAAUCGAGACUGACGUUAAGAAAGGCUGGCUGCAGUUUAACAUGACUUCAAGCGUCAGGAAGUGGUUAGAGAAACCUCACAUGAACCAUGGUUUCUCUGUCCGAUGCAAGACCUGUUACUAUAGAAAGCAUCGUGUGUUAUUUGGGGCUAAAGAAGGAUACCGCCCAGUACUAGUAAUCCAUCUGGGAAGAGAUCGAGGACGACGAGGUAGAAGAAGUAUCGACUGUACCCCCGGAGAAACCUCUUGUUGUCGCCAACAGUUUUAUAUAUCAUUUGAAGAUAUUGAAAACUUCGUCCAGGUGCUGGAACCUAAAGGUAUAUGGGCCAACUAUUGUACUGGUUCUUGUCACGAACCUACAAAUGCUCAUUAUAAUCACACUUCUUUAAUUCAAGCCAUGAGGUGGAGAGCUGGAACUGUGAACGAAACCUUUAUGGAAGAAAUAAAACCGUGCUGUUCCCCUAUAAGUUAUUUGACUAAAUCAAUGUUAAUAAUUGAACCCAGUGGAGAUCUGAGUUACAAUGAAAUCCCCAAUAUUUCGGUUCAGGCGUGUGGAUGUGUGUAG
This is a messenger RNA of Lottia gigantea (owl limpet), 1569 nucleotides long. RefSeq lists its product as hypothetical. The coding region runs from base 1 to 1569 and encodes 522 amino acids. Lineage: Eukaryota; Metazoa; Mollusca; Gastropoda; Lottiidae. Gene Ontology annotation, cellular component: extracellular region. The transcript has 3 exons. Gene Ontology annotation, molecular function: cytokine activity; growth factor activity. Gene Ontology annotation, biological process: SMAD protein signal transduction. The record is from RefSeq and is a predicted model, not a curated record.